Amyelois transitella is the source of this 1396-nucleotide messenger RNA. Its product is annotated as leucine-rich repeat-containing protein 15. Gene Ontology annotation, molecular function: protein binding. The record is from RefSeq and is a predicted model, not a curated record. NCBI's taxonomy places the organism in Eukaryota, Metazoa, Arthropoda, Insecta, Lepidoptera, Pyralidae. Bases 140 to 1396 code for a protein of 418 amino acids. The transcript has 2 exons.
GAUGCCAUCCUCUCAUUUUAUGUUUAGUCUUUAUAAACAAAGGUUUUGUCAGGAAUAUUUUAAAUACGGUGGUAAAUACGAGUGUUGAUACAGAAUAUAAUUACAAAACUGUAGUAAGAGGGUGAUAAGCAGGAAAACUAUGUCAAUAUGGAUAAAGUUACUGAUAACGGUAAUAUUGGAGACGAUUGUUACUGCGAAACUGAUUUGUUCGAAAAAAGGAGUAACAGACAUCGUAUGUACUGCGGGAAAUUCCGAUUAUGAACUUGAAAGAGGCGUGGUAUCCGACCAAAAUGGGAUAACUGGGAUACAUCUUAAAUCUUGUAGAAUAACACAGAUAAAAUUGGAAGCUUUCAAAGGUCUCCCUGCUCUUGAAUACCUUGAUUUAUCCCAUAAUUCUAUAUCAAAUCUAGAUUUGGGAGUAUUGGAUGACACGCAAAAUUUAAAGUCCUUGAAUUUAUCCUUUAAUUCAAUAAAAUCAUUGCCUUUAGGACUUUUUGAUCAAGAACCUAAUUUGGAAGUUUUAGAUUUAAGAGGAAAUAGUAUUAAAAAUUUAACAAAAGGUUUAUUUGCCCCAUUGAAGAAGUUAAGACACUUGGAUGUGUCAAAUAACUUUCUCGUUGGCAGAGAAUUAAGUCCCGAUAUAUUUGAAAACAACAAACUAAUAAAGUUUAUGGAUAUAUCAAGAAAUGACUUGUCAGAUACUCCGGAGAAUUUGUUUCAAGCAUUCACACAGAUAGAUUUUUUAAAUGUUGAUAGAUGUUUCUUGGAUAAAGUGCCAGCUUUUACCACAAAAACUAACAUGAAGACAAUGAAGCAUUUGAUGUUAUCUACAAAUCAUAUCACCCAAUUGGAUGACCCCAAAAUUUUCUUAAAUUUAGAAAGCAUCGAGAUAAUCAAUUUAGCAAAGAACUUAAUAGAAAGCAUAUCUGAAAAUAUUUUCAAAUCACUAAAAAAGAUCAAAAUGAUAAUUUUGAGAGACAACAAUCUAAGAUCUAUUCCAGAUACCUUAUUCAAAGGUCUACCAAAGCUGGUAAAUCUGCAUUUGCAAAACAAUAUGUUAGAAUCUCUUCCUGUUAAUGCAUUUAGAAAUUCUCGAAUUAAAAACUUGAAUGUAGGGGGAAAUAAGAUAACUUUUUUGAUAGACAAUUUCUGUUUAGAGUUAAAGAAUUCUGGAACGAAUUUGAAGAAAUUUAUGUUUACGAAUAACCCGUGGCAAUGUCCUUGUUUGCUGGAUGUUUUAGUUGAAAUGAGGAGAAUGGGGAUAGAGUAUAAUCCUGACAAAUAUGAUGGUCAACAAAAAGUAUGUGUACAGCAGGAUCAGUAUUGUCAUCGACAUUUGGAAUCAAAUAGUGUAUAUAUAGAUUUGUAUCAGGAAUUGGUAGAAUUAAAUCCUUAG